GGGAAUCGCGAUUCUCGACACAUGAUAGUAGGAGAGAAAGGAACGGAAGGGCACAACAAACAGCUUUAGCAAAUUCGGUGUUCACUACUAAAUUUUGGCACAUCGUCCGCCGUUCCCCUCCGUUCGUCAUCUCCCCUACUAUGGUAUGGGGCUGUGGAAAAACUCAAAGAUACUAUAGACAAGUCUAUGAUAAAAAAACAACCCCCCCCCCUUCACUGUGACCCAGAGCUCUAAGAAAGUCCCACUUUACAGGAACCACACUUGACCAACCCUACAAUACACAGCGCACACGAUAUUACCACAAUAUCAUACCAUGUCCUUAACCGCAUUCACACAUGCACAAUGUUAGGAACCCCCAUCCCAAAACUCCCGAAUUCCCAAGAACCGAGUGAUCCGCAUGACCCAUCUAAUCAGAUAAUCGACUAACCGCUAAACCAAACCCACCAAAAAUUUCGAUUCGACGAAAAUAGAAAGACGAACCAAGCCCCACCAACCCCCAACCACCAACCACCGCUACCAACCAACCAGCCAAGCAACCAUGAUAACAAAAUACCUGACCACCGUGAGCGUCGCCUUCAACCCCUUCUCCAAAGCUGGUCGCACGGCGCGCAUAUUCAUGGCCCUGCUGGGACCAUAUACGCGCGAGACCAUGAAGAUUAAGACUACCGUGCUCAAUAGGGAUAGCGAGGUUGGGGGGAGGGUUGAGGUUCGGUUUAGUAUGUUAUGUUUCCUUCUAUUUCCCCAUGUGGGCGCUAAGUUAGGGGGGGGGGGGGGGUAUCGAAUAGAGGAUGGGAAAGAGUUUCAGAUGGAUACUUCAAAAAUGACGAUUGCAGAUAUUGUGGAGGAGGUAGAUCGGCAUUCGAGGAGUUUGAAGAGGGCGGAUGAUCUGUCGGGGUAGGGGCUUGCUGUGAGGCGGGUUCUAUAUUACGGGCUUGGGCUGGAGUUUAGUGGUGUCGGUGUUCGCUAUAAAGAUGAUGGGAAUUAUGGGGAUGGGGCGUUGGGCGAGAGAUCCGUCCGGACGGUCGAGACAAUAUGGGAGAGAUUUCUACAAAGGAGCUCAAGGCAGGAUAUCCUAAAGCAGCACUAAUAAUACAUAAAUCCUCUGGCCUCCUACUCCACUCUGCCCCCGCCUAA
This is a messenger RNA of Tuber aestivum (summer truffle), 1134 nucleotides long. The record is from the annotation of a GenBank genome assembly. NCBI's taxonomy places the organism in Eukaryota, Fungi, Ascomycota, Pezizomycetes, Pezizales, Tuberaceae.